CCUGGCUCUGAGCACACCUUGGCAUAUGUUAAUUCCAUCAAUCUCUACAUCAAAACCCUUUGAGGUUAUAUUCUCUUGUCUAUACAGAUUGGAAAAGGAAGUCUAAGUGUUUUAUCUAAGAGUAACCAAAUAACACAAGUUGAGUUUCCUACUACAUCUAGAGUCUGAGCUGAUCACUGUGAUUCUGCUCACACUGAUCAGUAUAAAAGAAUUUUUCCCACUGUGGGAAGCCAGGGUAGGUGUAAGGGAUGGAGAUUAUUGACAGCUGUUGUCAUGAGGAUGACCACAAAUGUAAAUUAUUAUGGGCACAUGAAUUUAGUAAAGAGAAGGGUUGGUUAUUCCAAACUAUAUAAAAUCAGCACUUUGUAACCCAUAAAUGCAUUAAUGUAUUUAAAAAAAAAAAAGGAGGGUUGGGUCAGUGGAGCCAUGGAGAACAUCUAAGUUGGUGGAGGUAAGGAAGGCAUAAAAGGUAAUAUCUGAAUAAUAAAAACAGAUCAAAUGAGUACAGUUCCAUAUACAUAUAUUCAAGAGCCUGGGAAAUCACCGGACAAGACAUCACAUGUAACUACAUGAGUCUAGCUAUGGGGUCUAUGGGUUACAACAGUGGGAAAGAAGGUAACUGUCAUUUUUAAAUAUUUAGGGAUUUUUUAUUUUGGGUUAUUUGUUUGUUUAAUUCAUUCGCCAUACUUUUCCCCAUAGCAGUUGAUACAGCCAUGGCCACAAGCCCUCUUGCUGCUUUCAAGGUCCUCAUGGAUGGAGUGACAAGCUGGGAUGUCCCCAAAGACAUCAUCCCCAAUGAACUCCUUCUUAUUGGACAGGGUGCCUUCCCAGUGAUGGUGAAUGACAAGGGCCAGGUGCUCAUUGCUGGGUCCUUCUACCGCAAGGGGCGUCUGGUGGUUUUGCCCCAUGAGGACUACCUGCUACAUGCUGGUCUAACUCCAUUUCUUCUCAAUGCUGUGCGCUGGCUGCGCUGCUCCUCCGAGGCUCCUGUUAGAGUCCACCCAUCCCUGGCACCCCUUGUGAACAUCCUGCAGGACUCCAAGGUUGAGGCCCAGAGUGGGCCAGAACCAGAAGAGGGCCCAGGGGUUUACUGUACUGGUGCCUAUGAUGACAUGAAGACUGUGCAGCUGAUCCGGUUUAUGAAACAUGGAGGUGGCUUACUCAUUGGGGGCCAAGCCUCUUCUUGGGCUGGCAAGCACGGCCAUGACAAGGUUCUGUCCAUGUUCCCCGGAAACCAGGUGACAGGUGUCACUGGGGUGUACUUCACUGAUAUCUAUGGAGACAGAGGGCAGAUCAAAGUCUCUGAGAAAGUGCCCACAAUCCCGCUCCAUGUCAGGUGUGGGGAGGAUUUCAGCCAGGACCAGAAGAAGCUUCUGGAAGGGAUCUCAGAGGUGGACAUCAGGACAGGAGUCAUACCCUCUAGGCUGCUGGUGCAUGGGGCCAUGGCCUUCCCCCUGGUAUUAGAUAGGUCACUGGGCUGUAUUCUUGCAGCUGCCUGCUAUGGCCAGGGGCGAGUGGUGUUGAGUGGCCAUGAAGGCUUGCUGACUGAUGAGAAGAUGGGCCCAUUUGUGAUCAAUGCCCUGGGCUGGCUCUCACGGAACCAGAAAGUGGUAGUUGGGUUGAGCCCACAACUGCGAAGUCUGGGCCCCAUGUUGUCAAAAAAUAACUUGGAAUGGAUCAAUGUAGACCAUCUGAGCAGUGAGGUGGGUGUCUAUUGCUGUCACACACUUGAAGACAUGUCAGUUAUCAAGGUGGUGGAAUUCGUUGCAGAAGGUGGAGGGCUGCUGAUUGGCACACAGGCCUCAUGGUGGGCCUCCAGCAAUCCAAAUUCUCACUUUAUGUCUCAGUAUCCAAACAAUAAGUACCUUGAAUGCUUUGGCCUUGGCAUCCUAAACCAGACAGCUGAUAGAGGCCUCUUGCCAGUCCUCAAGUCUGGAGAGAAUCACUACCACUUCCGCAGAGCUCUGGUGCAAUUCCAGUCUAUGCUUCAUGACAAGGGAAGAAGCUUAGAAAAGAGCUGGCUGGACAGGCUAAGAACAGACUGUUCCUAUGUGUUUCAAAUCCCAUACGAGGGGCUUCCCCUCUAUGAGUCUCUGCGCAGGAAUGUCCUGGAAAUGAUCCAAGAAAAGGGCUUACCGUUUGUGAAGAACAAAAAACCAAUUGGCAAGGACAGCCCUGAGGCCUACCUGAUAACCUUGGCUGAAGAAUUGUUCAAAGUGGGCACUGACAGCAAACUGUUUCUCAAAGAUCAGAUCCCCUGGACUUCCUAUGCCACGGACUCUCCUGUCACCAUUGAGAUCAGCAGAGACAACAGAAAUUCCUGGGUGAGUACUGGACUCUACUUACCCGAAGGACAAACAGCACAUGUCACAUUGCCAGAAGAUGCUGUGGCUGCCAAUUUGAAGGUACAGAUUGGCUGCCACACGGAUAACAUAAGCCAUUUUGAAACUUAUCACCGCCCCCCGGUUGUGACACACCGGUACAACUUAGACAGGACAAAGCGCUCCAUCUCCUGGCUCUGGGGGGGCCUCCUCUACAUCAUUGUCCCUUUUAACUACAACCUGGGCCGCAUGCCUGUCACCAUCAGUGGGGCUGUGAAGGCUCCAUACUUCAAGCUGGGUCAGACAUCUCGGGAGGAGUGGAAUGGCCUUCUGUACCAAUAUUUGGUGCCCUGGGGAGAGCUCGCCACGGACAACAUCAUCCUGACAGUGCGAACCACAAGCUUGCAGCCCAUGGAGGACACCGUGCCCCUGCUCCGGCUCUGGGAUGAGAUAAUGCAGGCUGUAGCCAGGCUGGGGGCACAGCCCUUUCCUUUCCACCGGCCAGAGAGGAUCGUUGCUGAUGUGCAGAUUUCAUUUGGAGCAUUGCACUCGGGAUACCCCAUCAUGAGCCAUGAGGCUUUUCUACGUGAACUAACAGAUGAGGUGACAAUGAGGAGCAGAGGGAUGUGGGGCCCCAUCCACGAGCUGGGCCACAACCAGCAGCGCCUUGCUUGGGAAUUCAUCCCACACACCACUGAUGCCACCUGCAACCUGUGGUCCGUCUAUGUGCAUGAGACGGUGCUGGGCAUCCCCAGAGCCCAUGCCCACCCUGCUCUGAGUCCCCCAGAAAGAGAGAAUAGAAUCAAAGACUAUCUAAGAAGAGGAGCGCACUUGAACAACUGGAGUGUGUGGACAGCUCUGGAAACAUAUCUACAGCUCCAGGAGGGCUUCGGGUGGGAGCCAUUCACCCAGCUCUUUGCUGAGUACCAGACCCUGUCUGGCGUCCCCAACGACAAGGCUGCCAAGAUGAAUCUAUGGUUGAAGAAGUUCUCUGAAAAAGUGCAGAAGAAUCUGGUUCCUUUCUUUAAGGCCUGGGGUUGGCCUGUGCAGAAGGAAGUGGCUGACAGCCUGUCCUCCUUGCCAGAGUGGAAGGAAAACCCCCUGACAGCCUACACCUGAUCUGAGGGAAAGGAACACCCAGCUGGGGAGGGGGAGAGCAGGGAGGACUCUGCCAGCUCCUCUGCUGUGGCUCUGGCCUGGUGUGAUCAUGCCUGGAGCCCGAAUCCCACUUCCCAGCAUGUCUUCCCAUGGCCGUCCAGGUCAUGAGACAAAGUAGAACCAACUUUGUCAGGAAUGUGCUUUCCUACUGCUUCCUACAA
Nycticebus coucang (slow loris) is the source of this 3640-nucleotide messenger RNA. RefSeq names its product TRPM8 channel-associated factor 2-like. The transcript has 7 exons. Gene Ontology annotation, biological process: negative regulation of anion channel activity. NCBI's taxonomy places the organism in Eukaryota, Metazoa, Chordata, Mammalia, Primates, Lorisidae. Bases 714 to 3440 code for a protein of 908 amino acids. The record is from RefSeq and is a predicted model, not a curated record.